Messenger RNA from Pyricularia grisea, 2002 nucleotides. RefSeq lists its product as uncharacterized. Gene Ontology annotation, molecular function: glutathione gamma-glutamate hydrolase. Gene Ontology annotation, biological process: glutathione catabolic process. The transcript has 2 exons. Lineage: Eukaryota; Fungi; Ascomycota; Sordariomycetes; Magnaporthales; Pyriculariaceae. The record is from RefSeq and is a predicted model, not a curated record. Gene Ontology annotation, cellular component: plasma membrane. Bases 302 to 2002 code for a protein of 566 amino acids.
GGCAGUUCCUUUCCCUGGGGAUUUCCUGCAUCUCACUCAACCUUCGUUUGUUUGCCUUGCUUAUAUACUAGCUUAUAGCUUGAACUAGCCUACUUGUUAUUUGGCUCACUCGCCGGCUGCUUGGCCAUUCACAUCCCCCUUUUUGCGCGUUGAAUCUACCUUAUUCUUUUGUCUCUCUUGUGUAGAGACCGGGGUUGGCCUAGCACCGUCCAGCGUGUUUUGCCGCAAGGUCGCCCUCACAAGGAAAAAGAGUCAAACGAAAAAGGGAGAGUAAGACAAAAACCAUCGCAAACAAACAGCAAUGCGCUCCCCAACCUUCCUCACUGCCCUCACGGCGUUGUUCCUGGCCCCGACCGCUGUUCUCGCAACACCGGUGGCGGCGGACCCGGUUCUGGGCGCCGUCGCAUCUGAGACGUCCGAAUGCUCGCGCAUCGGCGCGAACAUACUCAAGGCGGGCGGCAAUGCAGCCGACGCCAUGGUCAGCACGGUAAUCUGCGUCGGCACCAUCGCCAUGUACCACAGCGGAAUCGGCGGCGGUGGCUUUUUACUGGUGCGGUCCCCGAAAGGCGAAUACCAGUUUGUCGACUUUCGUGAGACGGCGCCUGCUGCUUCGUCUGAGGAUAUGUUUAAAAGUAAUGACACUGGAAGCACUAUAGGUGGGCUUGCAAGCGGCAUCCCAGGCGAGUUGCGCGGGCUCGGGUUCCUGCACAAACGCUACGGCAAACUGCCGUGGCGCGACCUGGUGGCCCCUUCAAUCAAGCUGGCCAGGGAUGGCUUUGUCGUCAACGCCGAUCUGGUGCGGUACAUGGAUAAAAUAGUCGACAAGCCGGGCGACGGCGGCAUCUUCGUAUCGGACCCGGCGUGGGCCGUCGAUUUCGCGCCCCACGGCCGCCGUGUGAAGCUCGGCGAGACGAUGACGAGGAAGCGCUACGCCAAAACCCUGGAGCGCAUCGCCAAAGAGGGGCCUGGUGUAUUUUACAGGGGCGACAUGGCCAAAGCCACCGUCAAAGCUCUCCGGGAUAGGGGCGGCAUUAUGACGCUCCAGGAUUUGUCCGACUAUAGAAUCAAACUUCGACACCCAGCGACUAUUGAUUACCGCGGGUACAAGUUGACGGCUACGUCGGCGCCGUCCGGUGGUGAUGUGGCCCUCAGCAUUCUCAAAAUCCUCGAAGGCUACAACGACAUUGGCAACCCCUCGGCCGUCAACCUGUCGGCGCACCGCCUUAACGAGGCCAUGCGAUUUGCGUACGCUCAACGCGCCAAGCUCGGCGACCCGGCCUUUGUGAAGGGAAUGCACAAAUUCCUGAAAGAUAUGCUGUCGCCCGCGACGGCCGCGCUGAUCCGCUCCAAAAUUUCAGAUGCUAAAACCGAGCAGGUGUCCUAUUAUAACCCUGAAGGGCUCGAGUCCCUCGAAACCCCCGGAACCUCUCACAUCUCCGUCGCCGACGCCAGCGGCAUGGCCGUAUCUUUAACGACUACUAUCAACACCUAUUUUGGCUCGCGUGUCAUGGUCCCUGAAACAGGCGUGGUUAUGAACAACAACAUGGACGAUUUUUCCAUCCCGGGCAAAUCCAACUACUUUGGCUACAUACCCAGCCAGGCCAAUUACAUCAAGCCGGGUAAACGCCCCCUAUCCUCCAUGUCCCCCAUGAUUGUGGAGGUGCACGGCGGUAAGAAGCCUUACUUUGUAGUCGGCGCCGCCGGUGGUAGCAGGAUCAUCACCAGUACGGUCCAAAAUGUCAUACAUGUCCUGGACGAGGGCAAAACGGCGCCGCAGGCCCUGGCUAUGCCGAGGAUGCACGACCAGCUGAUGCCAGCGGUGACGACGUUUGAGUGGGCCUACGACAAUGCCACGGUUCGGUAUCUUAAGGACCGGGGUCAUAACGUGUCUUGGGUGGCGCCAGGGGAGAGCACAGCCCAGGCGGUGCGGUUGUUGCCGAACGGAACAUUUGAGGCUGCUGGUGAGCCGAGACAGCUGAACUCGGGUGGGUUUGCCGUUUGA